This is a messenger RNA of Ornithorhynchus anatinus (platypus), 2202 nucleotides long. It is a transcript of the gene HDC, whose product is annotated as histidine decarboxylase. The transcript is spliced from 12 exons. The coding region runs from base 22 to 2106 and encodes 694 amino acids. The record is from RefSeq and is a predicted model, not a curated record. Gene Ontology annotation, molecular function: pyridoxal phosphate binding; histidine decarboxylase activity. Gene Ontology annotation, biological process: L-histidine catabolic process; histamine biosynthetic process. Lineage: Eukaryota; Metazoa; Chordata; Mammalia; Monotremata; Ornithorhynchidae.
GACCGGUCGACGGACGGGCCGAUGGACGGGCAGAAGGAUGGACCGGUGGAUGGACCGAUGGAUGGACCGAUGGAUGGACGUUGGGACAGAGCCGGUCAGGAGGAGGAGGAGGGAGAGGAGGGGGCACCGGAGGGACCUUUCUGGGGGCCCCAGCGCCAGGCCAAGGAGCUGCAGGAAUAUCGGGACAGAGGUAAGGAGAUGGUGGACUACAUUUUCCGCUACCUGAGCACGGUGCGGGAGCGGAGGGUUUAUCCCAACGUGAAGCCCGGCUACAUGCGGGGGCAGCUGCCCGAGCGGGCCCCGGACGAGCCGGACGCCUGGGACAACGUCUUCGCCGACAUCGAGAGGAUCGUCAUGCCCGGGGUGGUCCACUGGCAGAGCCCACACAUGCACGCCUACUUCCCCGCCCUCAACUCCUGGCCCUCCCUGCUCGGUGACAUGCUGUCCGACGCCAUCAACUGCCUCGGCUUCACCUGGGCGUCCAGCCCAGCCAACACAGAGCUGGAGUUGGUCGUCAUCGACUGGCUGGCCAAGAUGGUGGGCCUCCCGGACCAUUUCCUGCACUCCCACCCUGGCGGCCGCGGAGGGGGCGUCAUUCAGAACAGCGUCAGCGAAUCGACGCUGAUCGCCCUGCUGGCCGCCAGGAAGCACAAGAUCCUGGAGAUGAAGAAGAGCGAGCCACACGUCGAGGAGUCCACGCUCAACUCCCGCCUCGUGGCCUACACCUCCAAUCAGGCUCAUUCCUCAGUGGUGAAGGCCGGCCUGAUCGCGCUGGUGCACAUGAAACUUCUGGAAGUGGACGAUGAUCUCUCCCUCCGAGGGGAGACCCUUCAGCGGGAGAUUGAGAAGGACAGAGAAAAAGGGCUGGUGCCUGUCUGGGUCUGUGCCACGCUGGGAACCACCGGGGUCGCUGCAUUCGACAACCUGGCAGAGCUGGGCCCGAUCUGUGCCCGGGAAGGCAUCUGGCUGCACAUCGAUGCCGCCUACGCCGGGACGGCCUUCCUGUGCCCGGAGCACCGGAACUUCCUGAGGGGCAUCGAGUUCGCCGACUCCUUCACCUUUAAUCCUUCCAAGUGGAUGAUGGUCCACUUUGACUGCACUGGCUUCUGGGUUAAGGACAAGAAGAAGCUGCAUCAGGCCUUUGGCAUAACCCCCGACUACCUCAAGUACCCAAACUCCGAAAACACCACCGAUUUCAUGCACUGGCAGAUCCCUCUGAGUCGCAGAUUCCGGGCCAUAAAGCUCUGGUUUGUCAUCCGGAACUACGGGGUGAAGAAUCUCCAGGCCCACGUCCGACACGCGGUGGAUCUGGCCAAAUAUUUUGAGUCGUUGGUGAGGAGCGAUCCCCUCUUCGAGAUCCCCUACCAGAGGUACCUGGGCCUGGUGGUGUUCCGCUUAAAGGGCGACAACAACCGGACGCAGAAGGUCAUCGAGGAACUGAAUCGGUCCGGCCGGCUCUUCGUCAUCUUCCUGGAGGUCCGGGAGCAGCUGAUCAUCCGCUUCGUGGUCACCUCCCAGUACACCACACGUCAGGACGUCCUCCACGACUGGCUGGUCAUCCGGGAGGCGGCCACCCGGGUCCUGAGCCGGCCCAGCUGGGCCCGGCCCGCCGCGGAUGACCGGAGGCAUCCCUCCCUCGCCAGCGACCCUUACUGCGUGGCCCAGAGCGCCCACCCUCCGAGCCCCGGGGCGUCGGGGGAUGAUGAUCCCGAGGCCUUCCCAGAGGUCGCCGAGCAGCCCGGGCCGGGCCGGGUCGACCCCGGCUCCCUGGACCCCCCAGAGGAGGACUGCCCGGAAGAGGCCUCCAGGCAGAAGCUGCCCUCCUUCCUGUUCAGCUACCUGUCCGGGCAGAAGAAGAAGACGGUGCGUUCGCUGAGUUGCAGCAGCGAGCCCCUGUGCGGUGCCCGGGAGCGGCCGGUGCCCGUCGGGGGGCACGAAGCGUCGCCGCCGGAGACGGUCUCCGCCAGGCCGCCCAGGGAGAUGCCCGCGGCCGGGAAGAGGACCUUCAAGAAGCUCAUCAAGUUCCACAGCGUCCCAAGCUUUCCGGACUGCGGGGUCCAGUGUCAGCUGGAGCUGCCAUGCUGCUCCUUACAGACCAUCUUGUAGGGGCCCACGGGGGGCCACCUUUUUUUGUGUUUGUGGUUCUUGUUAAGCACUUCCUGUGAGCCAGACACUGUCCUAAGAGCUGCGGGAGAUGCUCGA